UCCCUCCCGCGCCGGGGCCGCCUGCCCGCUGCCGCCUGCGAAGCGCUGACACCAGCCGCGGGCGCAGGGGGACGCGGAGCCGGGCGGGUGGGGUUGUGCUCGGCGCUCAGCCCCCGGCAGCAGCAGCACUAGCCGCGCUCCCAGAAGUCAACAUAAGGCAUUUUAAUGUCUGUCUAUUGGCACUGGAGGGUGAUCCUAUGUAAGGAAACUGGCAGCUGCAAUUGUUUCGUAACAGAGAGCCAGUCGAAUGAGGAGAAAGAAGAAGAUAUUGAGCCACAAAUUGUGGUAUCGGACAUCAUCCAGCUUGUGCGAGAGAAGCAGCAGGUGCCAGCAAUGCACGCAGAAGAAAUCAUGCAUCAGGAUAUCAUUCCCCUCUGUGCUGCAGAUAUUGAAGACCAGUUAAAGAAGCAAUUUGCCUAUCUGUCAGGUGGCAGAGGAGAAGAUGGUUGCCCUGUUAUCACAUUCCCAGACUACCCAGCUUUCAGCGAGAUCCCAGAGAAAGAGUUUCAGAAUGUCCUGACAUAUCUAACUAGCAUUCCAAGACGUAGCUCUCUCUGCAUUCAUGAGUUUGUUGGAACUGUCAGACAGCGUCGAGCUAGUCUUGAGAGAUGGGAGAUUCUGCUUCCACUGAGUUCCAGAACUGCAGCACAGGCAAAUUUACAAGAUGCUGGAAUUGGAUUUAUCCUUGUCAUAGAUCGAAGGCAAGACAAAUGGACCUCUGUGAAAGCCUCCAUACUGCGAAUAGCGGCAUCUUUCCCAGGAAACCUGCAGCUGGUCCUUGUUCUGCGCCCAACAGGAUUUAUCCACCGAACUCUCUCAGACCUCGCUUUCAAAUUCAACAGAGAUGAAUUUAAAAUGAAGGUACCUAUCAUAAUGCUGGGCUCAGUAACAGAAUUGCAUGGUUAUAUUGACAAAACACAGCUAACAGAAGACCUUGGUGGCACUCUGGAUUAUUGUCAUAACAGAUGGCUCUCUCACCGCACUGCCAUAGAAAGUUUCGCCCUAAUGGUUAAGCAAACAGCUCAAAUGCUUCAGUCCUUUGGGACCGAAUUGGCUGAAACAGAACUACCAAAUGAUGUACAAUCAACCAGCUCCCUUCUUGCAGCACAUAGUGAAAAGAAGGACAAAAUGAAGGAGGAUUUGAGGUUAGCUUUAAAACAGGGACAUGAUAUCCUUGAAAGUAAUAGAAAGCCAGUUGCUGAGAACCCUGACUACAAACUCAACCAAGAUCAACUUGACAAUCAAACCACUGUGGAAAGGCUUCUGGCUCAAUUAGAUGAAACAGAGAUUGCCUUUGAUGAAUUUUGGGCUAAACAUCAACAAAAGCUUGAGCAGUGUGUACAGCUUCGGAAUUUUGAACAAACUUUUAGAGAGGUCAAAGCAGCUUUGAGUAUUGCAUCCGAGAGGUUAUCAGCUUUCACAGAUGUGGGAAACAGCGUUUCACAUGUGGAGCACAUUCUGAAGGAUCUUGCCAACUUUGAAGAAAAAUCACGUGAAUCCUUAGGAAAAGCUAGGGUGCUAGCUUCUCAAGGUGACCAGCUUGUUCAAAACAACCACUAUGCUGUGGACUCCAUUCUUCCAAAGUGCAAUGAGCUCCAUCAUCUCUGUGAUGCAUUUGCUACAGAGACAGAAAAGAGGAGAGGUCUUCUUAACAAAUCUCUGGAACUGCAUAGUCUAUUGGAGAAGUCCAUGAGGUGGUGUGAUGAAGGCAUUUACCUGCUAGCGUCACAGCCUGUAGACAAAUGCCAGUCCCAGGACGGUGCAGAAUCAGCUUUGCAGGAGAUUGAGAAAUUCCUGGACACAGGGGCAGACAAUAAAAUCAAGGAACCGAAUAAAGUUUACCAACUAUAUGAACCCGUUUUCAACCAGGACCUAAUGGAACAUGUGCAAAAAGUUUUUCAAAAGCAGGAAAGCAUGGAAGAAAUGUUUCAAAAGAGACAAGUGAGCCUUAAAAAACUGGCAGCUAAGCAGACCCGUCCAGUUCAGCCAGUGGCACCAAGACCUGAAGUCUUUGUAAAAUCUCCUUGUGUCUCUCCAGGUCUUCGAAGAGGCUCUGACUAUGUGUCCAACACAGAAGAUAACAUGCUCCGGAGAAUGAACUACAGAAGACUAAAAAAUGAAAUGAGUGAAAUCCGUCAAAGCAGAGGUGGAUCUGUGAUGGAUGAUGAAGAAAACCUAGCUGUGUUACGAAGCCAUGUAAUUAAUGAACUUAUUGAAACUGAACGAGCAUAUGUGGAAGAACUUCUUUGUGUUCUUGAGGGGUAUGCGUCAGAGAUGGACAACCCUUUAAUGAUGCAUCUCAUUUCACCAGGGCUCCUAAAUAAGAAGGAUAUUUUGUUUGGGAAUAUGGAAGAAAUUUAUCACUUUCACAACAGAAUAUUCUUGAAAGAACUAGAAAAUUACAUAGAAUACCCAGAGCUGGUGGGAAGGUGUUUUCUGGAAAGGAUGGAAGAUUUCCAGAUUUAUGAAAAAUACUGUCAAAAUAAGCCCCGAUCUGAAAGCUUAUGGAGGCAGUUUUCAGAUUCUGCAUUUUUUCAGGAGUGUCAGAGGAAACUGGAUCACAAGCUGAGUUUGGAUUCCUACUUACUGAAACCUGUUCAGAGAAUAACCAAAUACCAGUUACUGCUGAAGGAAAUGCUGAAAUACAGCAAAAACUGUGAAGGAGCUGAAGAUCUGCAGGAGGCAUUAACCUCUAUACUAGGUAUUCUCAAAGCAGUCAAUGAUUCCAUGCACCAGAUUGCCAUUACUGGCUAUGAUGGAAACCUGAAUGAACUAGGCAAGCUUUUAAUGCAAGGAUCCUUCAAUGUAUGGACUGAUCAUAAAAAAGGUCACUCAAAAGUGAAGGAUUUGGCACGUUUCAAGCCAAUGCAAAGGCACCUGUUCCUCCAUGAGAAGGCAGUGUUGUUCUGUAAAAAGAGAGAAGAAAAUGGAGAGGGAUAUGAAAAAGCACCUUCCUACAGUUAUAAGCAUUCCUUAAACAUGACAGCUGUUGGAAUAACAGAGAAUGCUAAAGGUGACUCAAAGAAAUUUGAAAUCUGGUAUAAUGCGAGAGAAGAAGUUUACAUCAUUCAGGCACCAACUCCUGAAAUUAAAGCUACCUGGGUAAAUGAAAUUAGAAAAGUGUUAACUAGCCAACUGCAGGCAUGCAGAGAAGCUAGUCAGCACAGAACACUAGAACAGACACACAGUUUAUCUAUACCUGCACCAACUUGUACAAGUCCUUCAAGGAAUCAGGGAAGAACUGUCAAAAAAGUAGAAGAGAGAAAAACUGAUCCCACAAGUCCAGAAGGUUGUGUCACCUCAGUAGCACCAAAGUACCCCGAGAAAGGCAAAGAUGAUACAGUAAUUAGUUCUACCUCAGAAUGCUCUGCACUGUCAAAAAAGCGCUUUACACUUCAGGGCUUUACUAACCUCAAAAGUCAGAAAGAAACUCCAUCUCCUACUGCUAAAAACCAGACAUUGCCAAUGAUCCUUCUGACAGGACCAGCUUCUCCUACCAGCCCUGACAAAAAAGCUAAACGACAUGAAGUAAAGAGUGAUCCAACUCCUUUUGGUUUAAGAGAUGCAAGUUCAGUAUUAACAUUGGACAGGGCCAAAUGGCUCAGUACUUCUAAUCUUCUACCAGCAGCCCAGCGCAGGCAAGGUUGGGCUAAAACAUCUCAUUCACUUGAUGCCUCUGAAGAAAAUGAUGGUUGGUCUAGUGCUGAGGACCCACUUAAUUCAUCAGAUGCAGAGGAAGAAGAAGGAGAAGAUGGAGGAGAGAUUAAGCUGACUCCUGGUAAAUACACCGUUGUGACUGAUUAUGACAAAAAAGGUUCUGAAGAUCUUGCAGUGAAAAGUGGAGACCUCGUUCAGCUGAUCCGUGAAGGGGAUGGGGAGGACAGAAUUUGGUAUGUGAAGAAUCUGAGCACGGGGAAAGAAGGUUUGGUGCCAGCGAACAAUUUAUUGAUGCUCAUAGGCAACUCAAAAUCAGCUCAGUCUUUAAGCAGCUCUGAAUCAGGCACUGGAUGCAGUACUUUGAGUUCAUCAUCAAGUUAUAAUGAAAGUUGCAAUGCUGGCAGCACCAGCUUCUGAGACAUCAAGGGCUAAUGCUAACAUUUCCCCAAGUCGCCUGUGAACUUCCAGCAUCUUAUGCAGACUUCUGAACGUUGGACUGAAAUGGAGAUCCAGUAUCUAUGUGUUGUCUGUCUCAUGUUUUAAAUGGUGAUUUACGGAGCCAUCCCUAGGAAGAGCUCAGUGAAAAGUAUGUGGAAUCUGAGAUUCUAAAGAAAAGUAAAUGAUCUGAAAUGGGAUCUUCUAGAAGCUUCUGAUCUGAAGUCUGAAUCUCAACAUACAUUUUCCCAUGGAUAUUGCCAUCAGAUUUCUACAGACACACCAUUUUACCACAACCAGAAGAAGAACAGGACGAGACAGGAAUGUGUUCCUCUGUGGUAAAUCCUAUUGUAAAAUAAUGAAAUAAAAAUAAUUGUAUAAUAUAGAAAUAAGGAUAAGAAAUCCGAGUUUACAGUUCACUCUCCCAAAAACCUUUCUGUAAGGAUACUUCUGGGUUAAUGCAGUAUAUGGAGUGUCUUUUACAAUAACCGGGAAUUAAAUGUAGGUCCAGCCAUUCUCUUGUCUUGAAUUUUUAGCACUCUGCUUUCUGCAGUAAAAUGCAUCUUCACAGGCUAUGGUGCAAAAGAAAUGGACAAUUCACUGACCACAACAUCAAAAGAAAAGACUAUUUUAUCUUUUCCAGCAUUUUUUACUGUGUCCAAUGGCCAUUUUUGCGGUAUUUUGGCCUCUGAACCGAGUUCUUUACCAAGGAUCACUGUGUUUACAUAACAUUGGCAAUUUAAUAGCAUGUUUGAUACAAAAUUAUUUUUCAUUACUAAGGUACACAUUGAAACACAAAACGUUUGUAUUACUUAAGUGAUUUCUUAAUGAUUUGUAAUACAAUGUGGUUAUCUUCAGUUCUAACAGUUAGAAGAUGGUUGCAGGCAAAUGAAACUAUGCUAGCUACACUGUAAUGCUGAAGAUUUAUUGUGAGAAUUAGAAACCUGAACCUUUUAGCUAAGGAUGUAUGUUUGUAGAUUUACUCAAAAGGAUUAAAAAAUUUAAACAAUUGUGUAUUUUUUUCUAUAAAAUGGGAGGGUGGGGGGCAAUAACUUUAUUU
Molecule: messenger RNA, 5152 nt
Organism: Mauremys reevesii (Reeves's turtle)
Lineage: Eukaryota; Metazoa; Chordata; Testudines; Geoemydidae
Gene: MCF2L
Product: MCF.2 cell line derived transforming sequence like
Exons: 36
Coding region: 166-4074 (1302 amino acids)
Biological process (GO): positive regulation of Rho protein signal transduction; intracellular signal transduction
Cellular component (GO): extrinsic component of membrane; cytoplasm
Molecular function (GO): guanyl-nucleotide exchange factor activity; protein binding
Source: RefSeq, a predicted model, not a curated record